AUGGACGUCCAUCGGAUUGAAGUUCCUUUGCGAUCUGGAGGUGGAAAGAAAAUGAAAAAACGAAGGGAGCUCGAUGCCCUUAUAGCACAGUCAUCUUCGUCCAAAAGAAACACCCGUAGAACUGGAGGAGCGACGCACUCCCAGGACAAGUUACUCUCAGUUUCAACGGAUGACCCAGAGGAUUAUGCAUGGACAAAUGUUGCUGGCGCUACCCGUCGUAGCCAUCGGAAAAUGGCAUACUUUCGCAUGUGUGGGCCCCUACUCUUAGGGAUCAUUGGCAUUUUAAUUGUUUCUAUAUUGUACUGGCUCUAUUUCGAUCUUCGCCAACAAAUGUCUGAUUACCGUCAGAAAAUCGAAGAAGUAUCUGCCAUGAGCAAAAACUUCCCGGAUACUCUGCAAAGGUGGCAUGAGACAUCGUCCUAUCUGAUGAAGAAUCAAACGGCAGUUAUUUACGAAAUAAAUGAAUUGCAAAAAGCUGUAGAGGGCUUGCGCAUGAACUUUAGCAGUCUGGAGGCAGCAGUGGCUGUUCAAAGGAAUCACGGAAAGGAUGAGAAGAUGGUGGCCGACUUUGGAGCCAAGAUAGAAGCAGUCGCUACAGACAUUGAAGGUAUAAAGGAGCAUUACAACAAGUAUAUCGAGGUUCAGAAAAGUAUUCAAGCGGAAACGGAAGCUUUGAAGGCUAAUUUGUCACAGUUGCCCAUGCUGCAUGCCAACGAGUUGCCCACAAAUUUAUCGGAUGAUAUUGCAGAUCUUAAUCGAACCACACUUAACUCCUUGAAGAUGCUGUCAAACGACUUGAAAGUCGUGAAUAAUACAUUAAGCCAAACAACGAACAUGCUGGGAGAGGAAAUAUCACUGCACAAAACCAAAAUAGAUGAUUUGAUGGAUCGUUCGGAAAAUGUAACAUCGCAUGUGGCCACCAUAAGCAAUAGCUGGCCGGAAUACAAGCAAAAAGUAACAAACUUUGAUGAGGCCUUGGAUAAAACUGAAAAAGAAAUAUCCCUCUUAACCAACAAGAAUACAAUGCUUUCUGCUGCUGUUGAGCAGUUGAAGAAUUUUUGCAUCCAGCGUAUGGAUACAAACGGCGAAGAUGCAUCAAUUAUUCCAAAGCCCGACGUCAAAGCCUCUGGUCAGGAAUUUAUAAAUCCGUCAGGAAAUGCCACAGUCAAAUUACAGGAAAGCCCCACACUCCCAUAAGCCUUGGUGGGCUCUAAGUAGGAAAGUCACAGCCAACGAUUGAAAAAUAUUACAUUUAACACACGAAAACUGCAAUGUACAUAUAGUUCGGAGAGCUAUCUAAUUUAAUGACCAAAAAUAUGAUGGGGGUUGUACGAGUACUCGUGUGAUUUCAGUUAAGUUUACUUUUAAAGUCCGUCUUAGAAAAGGUAAUUGUAAAUAAAAGUUUGUAAGGCAA
This is a messenger RNA of Drosophila persimilis, 1414 nucleotides long. RefSeq lists its product as uncharacterized. The transcript has 8 exons. Bases 1 to 1197 code for a protein of 398 amino acids. NCBI's taxonomy places the organism in Eukaryota, Metazoa, Arthropoda, Insecta, Diptera, Drosophilidae. The record is from RefSeq and is a predicted model, not a curated record.